UUUUUUUUUUUUUUCAAAAAAAAAAAAAAGAAGAAAAAAAAAAAGGACAAUCAGGAUGCCUUUCGUCCCGGUUAAUGACCACCAAUUGCAUUAUACGGAUUCCCACCCCGAUGGAGCCCCUGCCAAAGGCCUCACCUUCAUUUUCAUCCAUGGCCUGGGUUCCUCUCAGAAUUACUACUUCCCUGUUCUCCCUUACCUGAAGACCAAGCAUCGUUGUAUUACAGUGGAUACAUACGGAUCUGCGCGCUCCACAUACACCGGCCAACCUAUCUCCAUUGCCUCGAUCGCCGCCGAUGUGAUCGGAGUACUGGAUGCGCUGAAGGUCUCUCAGGCGAUUGUAGUCGGUCACUCAAUGGGUGGGUUAGUAGUGACCCUUCUAGGUGCUCAAUAUGCAGAUCGCGUCAAGGGCGUGGUUGCGAUCGGGCCAACGCACCCCUCCGAGACCUUGACAACGGUCAUGCAAAAGCGAAGCGACAUUGUGACAGAGGCCGGAAUGGAACCAAUGGCAAACACCAUCCCUUACCAAGCCACGGGAUCGCAGACGUCCUCCCUUGCGCAUUCCUUCAUCCGUGAACUCCUGAUUGGCCAGAACCCGGCGGGCUAUGCGGCUCUGUGCCGGGCUAUUGCGAAUGCUCCUCAGAUCGAGUACUCCGCUAUUCAAGUUCCAUUCUUGCUGAUUGCCGGCGAGGAGGAUAAAUCUGCGUCUCUGGAGGGAUGCCAGUAUAUCUAUAACCAGGUCUCGAGUGCGAAUAAGAAGAUGGACAUUUUAGCGCAAGUGGGACAUUGGCACUGUAUUGAGGCGCCGGAACGCGUUGGGAAGACUAUUGAGACUUUUGUGGACACGGUUUUUUUAUAACUAGAUUUUACAAGUAAAUUUUUGGGUCGGGUUUAUUCAAUCU
Molecule: messenger RNA, 899 nt
Organism: Aspergillus ochraceoroseus IBT 24754
Lineage: Eukaryota; Fungi; Ascomycota; Eurotiomycetes; Eurotiales; Aspergillaceae
Product: alpha/beta fold hydrolase
Exons: 2
Coding region: 56-856 (266 amino acids)
Source: RefSeq, a predicted model, not a curated record